CAAUGCAUCGCCUCUUGGCCGGAUGUCUGCUCGCGUGCUGCCUCGAGAUGGGACUGGGAAACCACAGAAGACUAAAUGGUGCUUUGGACGACCUGGAACAGUUAGACGACCUCUUGAGGACAUAUGACCGAAGGGCACUACCAACCACUCACCUCGGAACACCAACCAAAGUGGCUUGCGAGAUCUACAUCCGAAGUUUUGGAUCCAUUAAUCCUGCCACAAUGGAUUAUGAAGUUGACCUCUACCUGAGACAGACGUGGCAAGACGACCGUCUGACAAGUUCCAACGUGUCCCGACCUUUAGAUCUCAACGAUCCCAAGCUGGUCCAGAGGAUUUGGAAGCCGGAAGUCUUUUUCGCAAAUGCCAAACACGCCGAGUUCCAAUACGUCACAGUGCCAAACGUCCUGGUGCGGGUCAACCCAAAUGGGAAAAUUUUAUAUAUGCUCAGGCUCAAACUUCGCUUUGCCUGCAUGAUGGACCUCUACCGGUUUCCUAUGGACUCGCAAGUUUGCAGCAUUGAGCUUGCAUCAUUCUCAAAGACUACAGAAGAGCUUCACCUUGAAUGGUCUGAAGCCAACCCAAUCAUCCUUUUUGAAGGUCUCAAGCUUCCUCAGUUUGAGAUUCAGAAGAUUAAUACCUCUGACUGCAUGGAGAAAUUUCACAUCGGUGAAUACAGCUGUCUCAAAGCGGACUUCCACCUGCAACGAUCCCUGGGGUACCACAUGGUUCAGUCGUACCUGCCGACGGUGCUCAUCGUGGUCAUCUCAUGGGUCUCCUUCUGGCUGGACGUGGAAUCCAUCCCCGCCCGGACGACCCUGGGUGUGACCACGCUGCUCACAAUCUCCUCGAAGGGGUCGGGCAUCCAGUCCAACCUUCCGCCGGUCUCUUACAUCAAGGCCAUUGACGUAUGGAUGGGCGCCUGCACAGGCUUCGUUUUCUCCGCACUCCUCGAAUUCACGGUCGUCAGCUGCCUCGCCAGAAUACAGGAGUCCUCUCCCGCCACAGCUAAACACGGCGUCGUCGUAGUGGACGCAGUGAAUGGUCAGCAUGUCUUCAUGGGGUGCACAGUUCGAGCCAAAAGGAUUGACCAGGUGUCCCGGGUGGCGUUUCCCGCGAUCUUCCUUUUCUUUAAUUCCAUCUACUGGCCGUACUUUAUGUGUUUUACAGGGUAACGGUGGC
Ixodes scapularis (black-legged tick) is the source of this 1179-nucleotide messenger RNA. Its product is annotated as glycine receptor subunit alphaZ1. Gene Ontology annotation, molecular function: chloride channel activity; transmembrane signaling receptor activity; neurotransmitter receptor activity. The coding region runs from base 3 to 1172 and encodes 389 amino acids. Lineage: Eukaryota; Metazoa; Arthropoda; Arachnida; Ixodida; Ixodidae. Gene Ontology annotation, biological process: regulation of membrane potential; signal transduction; nervous system process. Gene Ontology annotation, cellular component: neuron projection; membrane; synapse. The record is from RefSeq and is a predicted model, not a curated record. The transcript has 8 exons.